UCUUACCGACAUCAGACAGCGAUGAUGUGGUAGAUUUGGAUGCUGCAUUUUCACCUGUGAAGGCCAACGCAAGCAUCCAGAAUGUCUGAAGCUGGGGAACCAGAAGCCCAGUCUGCCCCAGUUGCCCAGGCAAUUGCAGACAUUUCGACAUUUUCAGCCUAUGUCUCCCGACUUGUCGCCUCCCUGUUGGAAGAAGCCGAUUCGGCUUCCCCGGCUUUCAAGGCGGCUGUCGAGGACCCGACCAACCAGGAGAAAAUCCGAAAAUUCCUGAGUGAUUCUCAGGCACCGGCUUUGCUUGUUCAGAGAUCCUCAAGCAAAGAUGAAGAAGUAUCUGAGGCAGAGAGUGAGACUAGCCUCUCUUAUCUCAUAUCCACAGAUGUCCACUUUUCCAGCAGUAAAAUCACCAGCCUGGUGCUCAUUAAGCGUGGACAAGUGGUGGAAGCUGACAAAUCCAUGUCCUCGCAGGUGCGAGUGAUGAACUUCAGUGAUGGCUCUCCAUUUGAGACUCUCCAUUCAUAUGUUAGUAAUGCUGUGGCUCCUUUCUUCAAGUCCUACAUCAAGGAGACUGGCAAAGCAGAAAGAGAUGGAGAUAAAAUGGCACCCACCGUGGAGAAAAAGAUUGCCGAGUUAGAGUUAGGGCUGCUUCACCUGCAGCAGAACAUUGACAUCCCUGAGAUCACCCUGACCGUACAUCCAGCAGUGUCUGCCAUGAUCAAGAAGUGUGCAGAAGAAGGCCGAAAACCUAAUGUGGAGGAGUUCGGGGACAAAGUGGAGGAUGCCCAGUUCCUUAAUGCGCUACAGAGUGGAGUUAACAGAUGGAUUAGGGAAAUCCAGAAGGUGACAAAGCUAGACCGUGACCCAGGCUCAGGUACUGCCCUGCAGGAGAUCAGCUUUUGGCUGAACCUGGAGAGAGCCUUACUGAGGAUACAGGAGAAACGAGAGAGCCCUGAGAUCUCCUUAACACUGGACAUUCUCAGACUGGGCAAGAGGUUUCACGCCACUGUCAGUUUUGAUUCUGACACAGGUUUGAAGCAGGCCAUGGCCACAGUGAACAACUACAACCCUCUGAUGAAGGAUUUCCCACUCAAUGACCUGCUGUCUGCCACUGAGCUGGACAAGAUCAGACAGGCUGUCCAAGCCAUCUUCAGUCACCUUAGGAAAAUCCGCAACACCAAGUACCCCAUCCAGAGAGCUCUGCGUCUGGUAGAGGCCAUCUCCAGGGAUCUCAGCUCACAGCUGCUUAAGGUGCUGGGUACCCGUCGACUGAUGCAUAUUCCAUAUGAUGAGUUUGAGAAGGUGAUGUCUGCCUGCUUUGACGUGUUUGGGAUGUGGGACGAUGAGUAUGACCGUCUCCAGGGCUUGCUGAGAGACUUGCUGAAGAAGAAGAGGGAAGAGCACCUGAGGAUGGUGUGGAGGGUCAACCCUGCUCACAAGCGUCUCCAGGCCAGGCUGGAUCAGAUGAGGAAGUUCCGUCGUCAGCAUGAACAGCUACGCCAGGUGAUAGUGCGGGUGUUGCGCCCCACAACUUCCCCUGCCGGCCGUGCCGGUACUCCCUCAGCUGAUGAGCCUCAAAAGAAGUUAGAGCCUCUGGUGGAUGAAGCUGCUGAUGCCAAUGCCAUUGAGGAGGUGAACCUAGCCUACGAGAAUGUGAAGGUAGUGGAUGGGCUGGAUGUGAGUAAAGAAGGGACAGAUGCCUGGGAGGGAGCCAUCAAGAGAUAUGAAGAGCGGAUAGAUCGUGUUGAGACCCGAAUCACCGCCAGACUGCGUGACCAGUUAGGGAUUGCUCGCAAUGCCAAUGAGAUGUUUCGCAUAUUUUCCCGAUUCAAUGCACUCUUUGUGCGCCCACACAUCCGAGGAGCUAUCCGAGAAUACCAGACACAGCUAAUUCAGCGUGUGAAAGAUGACAUUGAGUCUCUGCAUGAGAAGUUCAAGGUCCAGUAUGCCCAGAGUAAGGCAUGUCGCAUGAGUCGAGUGAGAGAUCUGCCUCCAGUGUCCGGAUCCAUCAUAUGGGCUAGACAGAUUGAGCGACAGCUCACGGCGUACAUGAAGAGAGUGGAGGACGUGCUGGGUAAAGGCUGGGAAAACCAUGUGGAGGGACAGAAACUGAAGGCUGAUGGGGACAGCUUCCGUAUUAAACUCAACACCACUGACCUGUUUGAGGACUGGUCAAGAAAGGUCCAACAGAGGAACCUUGGUGUAACUGGCCGUAUUUUCAGCAUCCAGAGCCUCAAGUCACGACAAACUGGAAAGGGCUCGCUUCUUAAGCUCUGUGUGAAUUUCCAGCCCGAGAUCAUCACGUUGUCCAAGGAGGUGAGGAACAUGAAGUGGUUGGGUUUCCGUGUGCCUCUGGCGAUCGUGAACAAAGCUCACCAGGCCAAUCAGCUUUACCCUUUUGCCAUCUCCCUGUACGAGAGUGUUCGCACUUAUGAGCGUUGUCUGGAGAAGAUUGACGAGAGGCCAUCUAUUGUCCUGCUGGUGGCUGGCCUGAGGAAAGAAAUACAAACAUUGAUUGCUGAGGGAUCUGGAUUGGUGUGGGAGUCUUAUAAGCUGGAUCCAUAUGUACAGAGGCUGUCUGAAAAUGUGUCCAACUUCCAGGAAAAGCUGGACGAUCUUUUGACCAUGGAGGAGGAGAUUGACUUCGAGGUACGCUCCUUGGAGAACUGUCAGUACGUGUCCACGACGUUUAAGGAGAUCCUGGCCAAGAUACAGAGAGCUGUGGAUAAUCUCAACCUUCAUCAGUACUCUAACCUACCACAGUGGGUGGCCAAGCUAGACCAAGAGGUGGAGAAGAAAUUGGCGGGUCGUUUGGAAGCAGGACUGAAGGCCUGGAAUGAGUGUUUGAAGGGGAAACAGGAUGAGGGCAUAGACCACAGCAUGGAUACAGAUGCUCCCGCUCAGACCUCCCACAAACCAGGUGGUGAUCCUAAAAUUAAGGCUUUGAUCCAUGAACUGAGGAUCACUAACCAGGUGAUCUAUGUGCAGCCGUCUGUGGAGGACGCUCGUUUUAACAUCAUGCAGGAACUGUUUGCCUGGGAGGCCAUCAUCACCAGUCUGCCCCGCAUACAGCAUUCACGCUACCAGGUUGGGUUGGAUGUGGAGUCUGAGGCAGAGUCGACCUACAAGAGUGUGAUGACAAAACUUCCGGAUGGACAACAGACACUGGAGGACUGCUACGCUGUCAUACAGGACACCAUCUCGGAGAUGAAGGGAUACGUCAAUAUGUGGUUCAGAUACCAGUCACUGUGGGACCUAAACCCAGACGCUCUCUACAACAGACUGGGGGACAACCUGGGUGUCUGGAUGAGCACACUGGAGCAGAUCAAAGCCUCCAGAAAAACCUUUGACACAUCCGAAACCCAGAAAGAAAUUGGACCAGUUGUUAUCCAGUUUGGCAAGGUACAGUCUAAGGUGUCACUGAAGUACGACAGCUGGCACAAGGAAGUUCUGAGCAAAUUUGGAAGCCUGCUAAGCAAUGAGAUGAGCAGUUUCCAUACCAACGUCUCCAAAGCUCGCUCUGACCUGGAAUCGCAGUCCAUCGACACGGCUAACACAUCUGAAGCUGUAGGCCUGAUCACACAUGUACAAUCCCUGAAGAGGAAGAUGAAACUCUGGGAGAAACAAGUUGGGAUGUACAAGGAGGGUCAGAGAAUCCUUGAAAGACAGAGGUUUCAGUUCCCAACAAACUGGCUGUACAGUGACAACAUUGAGGGCGAGUGGGGAGCGUUCAACGACAUCAUCAAGCGUAAAGAUUCCUCCAUACAGACCCAGGUGGCAAGCCUGCAGAUGAAGAUUGUGUCUGAAGACAAGGUGGUAGAAUCCAAGACCUCUGAUGUCCUGUCAGAUUGGGAGAAAGACAAACCUGUGGCUGGUGAGUUGAAACCAGAUGAGGCCAUCAAGAACCUUGCCAUAUUUGAGGGCAAAUUUGGCCGCUUGAAGGAGGAGAGGGACAAUGUGGCUAAGGCCAAGGAGGCUCUGGAGCUGGCUGAACCAGGUCAGGUGAGCCCUAGUGAAGAGCGUGUGCUGGUAGCCCUGGAGGAGUUACAGGACCUGAAAGGGGUGUGGUCAGAGCUGGCCAAGAUCUGGGAACAGAUUGAGGAGAUGAAGGAAAAACCAUGGCUCUCCGUCGCUCCACGGAAGUUGAGACAAUCCCUGGACAAUCUCCUGAGCCAGAUGAAGGAGCUGCCAGCCCGACUGAGAGCCUACUCCUCAUAUGAACACGUUAAGAAGACCUUGAUGGCAUAUGCCAAGGUGAAUGUGAUGAUCGUGGAGCUGAAGUCUGAGGCACUCAAGGAGCGUCACUGGAAGCAGCUGAUGAAGAGGCUUGGGGUCAAGUGGGUGUUGUCUGAGCUGACCCUAGGGCAUGUGUGGGAUGUGGAUCUGCAGAAGAACGAGAUGACCAUUAAGGAUGUGAUCAUGGUGGCUCAGGGAGAGAUGGCCCUGGAAGAGUUUCUUAAACAAGUGAGUGAGGUGUGGAAGACAUACGAACUGGAGCUGAUCAACUACCAGAACAAGUGUAAACUGAUUCGAGGCUGGGAUGACCUCUUUAACAAGGUCAAGGAACACAUCAACAGCGUGUCAGCCAUGAAACUCUCACCAUACUUCAAGCAAUUUGAAGAGGAGGCCCUGGCAUGGGAGGACAAGCUGAACCGUAUCAAUGCCCUGUUUGAUGUGUGGAUAGAUGUACAGAGACGCUGGGUCUACCUGGAGGGCAUCUUCACUGGUAGUGCUGACAUCAAGCACCUGCUGCCUGUAGAGACAUCCAGAUUCCAGAGUGUGAGCACGGAGUUCCUGGGUCUGAUGAAGAAGGUGGCUAAGACACCUCUGGUGACAGACGUUCUCAAUGUCCCCAAUGUACAGAGGCAGCUGGAGAGGCUGGCUGAUUUGCUGGGCAAAAUUCAGAAGGCUUUGGGAGAGUACCUGGAGAGAGAAAGGGCAUCUUUCCCAAGAUUCUACUUUGUCGGUGAUGAGGAUCUGUUGGAAAUUAUUGGGAACAGCAAGAAUGUGGGCCGGUUACAGAAGCAUUUCAAGAAAAUGUUUGCUGGCGUGUCAACGAUAAUACUUAAUGAUGACAAUUCUCAGGUGACAGGCCUAAUGUCUAAGGAAGGGGAAGAGGUGACAUUCGCCACCCCAGUGUCUAUUGUUCACAACCCUAAGAUCAAUGAGUGGUUGUCACUGGUGGAGAAAGAGAUGAGAGUAACACUGGCCAAACUUCUGGCUCAGUCUGUACAAGACAUGGCAGCCUUCAGGUCAGGAAACGUAGACCCACUGAAGUACAUAGGCUGGGUGGACAAGUACCAGGCCCAGUUGGUGGUGUUGGCCUCCCAGAUCUCCUGGUCAGAGGCAGUGGAUGGAGCUCUCACAAACAUAGCUAACAAACCAGCUGACAUGAGCCCUAUUGCCUCGGUGCUGUCCAGUGUGGAGUCCACCCUCAAUGUGCUGGCUGACUCUGUGCUCCAUGAACAGCCCCCAGUACGCAGGAGAAAACUUGAACAUCUGAUCACAGAGCUUGUGCAUCAGAGGGACACCACGAGAAUGCUGAUCCGCAACAAAGUGAACAAUCCCAAGAACUUUGAUUGGCUGUGUCAGAUGAGGUUUUACUUUGAUCCCAAGAAUUCUGAUGUCCUUCAGCAGCUGUCUAUCCAGAUGGCCAAUGCCAAGUUUAACUAUGGCUUUGAGUACCUCGGCGUUCAGGACAAGCUUGUACAGACACCACUGACUGACCGCUGUUACCUGACCAUGACACAAGCCCUGGAGGGAAGACUGGGAGGCUCACCCUUUGGACCUGCUGGUACUGGCAAGACCGAAUCUGUCAAAGCUCUGGGUCACCAGCUGGGGCGCUUUGUGCUGGUGUUCAACUGUGACGAGACGUUUGACUUCCAGGCCAUGGGCCGCAUCUUUGUGGGUUUGUGUCAAGUGGGAGCCUGGGGCUGCUUUGAUGAGUUCAAUCGUCUGGAGGAGAGGAUGUUGUCUGCUGUAUCACAGCAGAUACAAACCAUUCAGGAGGCCCUCAAAAACCUGGCCAAUGUCGCUAACAAAGGGAAACCCAUCACUGUAGAGCUGAUCAAUAAACAGGUGAAGGUUAACCCAGACAUGGCUGUCUUCAUCACCAUGAACCCUGGCUACGCUGGCCGUUCUAACCUGCCUGAUAACCUCAAGAAGCUGUUCAGAAGCCUGGCAAUGACCAAGCCUGAUCGUCAGCUCAUCGCACAGGUCAUGUUGUACUCGCAGGGAUUCAGGAGUGCUGAGAAACUCGCCAGCAAGAUUGUCCCAUUCUUUAAGCUGUGUGACGAACAGUUGUCUCCCCAGUCUCACUACGACUUUGGUCUGAGAGCCUUGAAGAGUGUACUCAUCAGUGCUGGUAAUGUCAAGAGAGAUCGGAUAAUGAAAGUGAAACAAACCCUGAAGGAGAGCGGAGAGAAGACUGACGAGGCGACCAUUGCUGAGAACUUGCCAGAACAGGAGAUUUUGAUCCAGUCAGUGAUGGAGACCAUGGUGCCUAAACUGGUGGCUGAGGAUAUCCCCCUGUUGAACAGUCUCCUGUCAGAUGUGUUCCCAGGUGUCCUGUACAACCCAGCUGAGAUGACAGCACUCAGGAAAGAGAUUGCCAAAGUCUGCAAGGAGAUGCACCUCUGCUACGGAGAAGGGGAUGAGCAAGGCACUCAAUGGGUUGAAAAGGUGUUACAGCUGUUCCAGAUCACCCAGCUGCACCACGGCCUAAUGAUGGUGGGCCCUAGCGGAAGUGGCAAGUCCACAGCCUGGCGGGUGCUGCUGAAGGCUCUGGAGAGACUGGAGGGGACAGAGGGUGUCUCCCAUGUCAUUGAUCCUAAAUCCAUCUCCAAAGAUGCUCUGUACGGUAACAUGGACCCCAAUACCAGGGAAUGGACAGAUGGUCUCUUCACACACAUACUCAGAAAGAUUAUUGACAAUGUGAGAGGAGAGCUGCAGAAGAGACAGUGGAUCAUCUUUGACGGAGAUGUGGACCCAGAGUGGGUGGAGAAUCUCAACUCUGUCCUGGAUGAUAACAAACUGCUGACACUGCCCAAUGGGGAGAGAUUGGGAAUACCACCAAAUGUAAGGAUAAUGUUUGAGGUGCAGGACCUCCAGUACGCCACACUGGCCACUGUCAGUCGCUGUGGUAUGGUCUGGUUUAGUGAGGAUGUCCUCUCCACAGAGAUGAUAUUUGAAAACUACCUCCAGUUACUGAAGAACGCUCCUUUAGAGGAGGAUGAGGACUCCUGGAGGUCAUUUGGUACCGGGAAGCAAGGUGAACAGGAGGAAACUGUGUCCCCAACUUUACAGGUACAGAGAGAUGUGGCUGGUAUUUUGACCCCUCACUUUGGCUCAGAUGGCCUGAUCAUCCGCUGUCUGGAAUAUGCAGUCACUCUGGAGCAUGUGAUGGACUUCACCCGUCUGCGAGCCCUGGUGUCACUGUUCUCCAUGUUGAACCAGGGAGUGCGCAAUAUCCUCACCUACAACCACAACCACGCAGACUUCCCCAUGCCACCAGAGCAGCUGGAGCAUUACAUCACCAAGUACCUGAUCCACAGCCUUGUCUGGAGUAUGUCUGGUGAUGGAAAACUGAAGAUCCGACAGGACAUGGGAGACUUCAUACGAGGAAUCACCACCAUCCCUAUGCCCAGUGCUACCAAUGUCCCCAUCAUUGACUAUGAGCCAACCAUAACUGGAGAAUGGCAGCCAUGGCAAAGCCGAGUUCCCCAAGUGGAGGUGGAGACUCACAAAGUUGCCUCCCCUGAUGUGGUUAUCCCAACCAUAGACACAGUGCGCCAUGAAGCUCUGUUGUACACCUGGCUUGCAGAACACAAGCCCCUGGUCCUGUGUGGCCCUCCAGGCUCAGGGAAGACCAUGACCUUGUUCAGUGCCCUUAGGGCCCUGCCAGAUAUGGAGGUGGUAGGUCUGAACUUCUCCAGUGCCACAACCCCAGAGCUGCUGCUCAAAACGUUUGAUCAUUAUUGUGAAUACCGCCGCACCCCUAAUGGCACAGUGUUGGCCCCUGUCCAGCUUAACAAGUGGCUCGUCCUCUUCUGCGACGAAAUCAAUCUGCCAGACAUGGACAAAUAUGGUACACAACGAGUGAUCUCAUUCCUGCGCCAGAUGAUGGAACACGGAGGAUUUUAUCGUACCUCCGACCAGACCUGGGUCAAAUUUGAGAGAAUCCAGUUUGUGGGAGCAUGUAACCCCCCAACAGACCCAGGCAGAAAACCUCUCUCACACAGGUUCCUGCGUCAUGUGCCUGUGGUGUAUGUGGACUACCCAGGGGAGGUCUCCCUCAAGAUGAUCUAUGGCACGUUUAACAGAGCCAUGCUAAGACUUGUCCCCAGCCUGAGGACAUAUGCGGAUCCACUCACCAAUGCCAUGGUGGAGUUUUAUCUCAUGUCACAGGAGCGCUUUACCCAGGACAUGCAGCCUCACUACAUCUACAGCCCACGUGAGAUGACGCGCUGGGUGAGAGGAAUCUGUGAGGCACUGCGACCCCUGGAGAGCCUUUCUGUAGAGGGUCUGGUGAGAAUCUGGGCUCAUGAGGCUCUCCGUCUCUUCCAAGACAGGCUUGUGGAGGAUGAGGAGCGACGGUGGACAGACAAGAACAUUGACUUGGUGGCUCAUAAACACUUCACUAACCUGAACAGUGCUGAUGCCCUCACCAGGCCUAUCCUCUUCAGUAACUGGCUGUCUAAAGACUACGUCCCUGUGGACAGAGAGGAACUCCGGGAUUAUGUCAAAGCGAGGCUGAAGGUGUUUUAUGAAGAGGAGCUGGAUGUGCCCCUUGUCCUGUUUGACGAGGUCUUGGAUCACGUCCUGAGGAUUGACCGAAUUUUCCGUCAACCUCAGGGUCACGUCCUGCUGAUCGGAGUCAGUGGAGCAGGGAAGACAACCCUGUCACGUUUUGUUGCAUGGAUGAACGGGCUGUCUGUCGUACAGAUCAAAGUGCACAAUAAAUACACAGCUAACGACUUUGAUGAGGACUUGAGAAAUGUGCUCAGAAGGGCUGGCUGCAAGGGAGAGAAGAUAGCAUUCAUCAUGGAUGAGUCGAACGUGCUGGACUCCAGCUUCCUGGAGCGUAUGAACACCCUGCUGGCUAAUGGUGAGGUGCCCGGCCUGUUUGAGGGGGAUGAGUACACCACGCUGAUGACCCAAUGUAAGGAAGGUUCCCAGAGGGAGGGGCUCAUGCUGGACUCUGGGGAGGAGCUCUACAAGUGGUUCACGCAGGAGGUGAUGAAAAAUCUGCAUGUUGUGUUCACAAUGAACCCAUCAUCAGAAGGACUGAAGGACCGUGCUGCCACCUCACCUGCUCUCUUCAACAGGUGUGUACUGAACUGGUUUGGAGACUGGUCCACUGGAGCUUUGUAUCAAGUGGGUCGAGAAUUCACCUGCAAGAUUGAUCUGGAGAGACCCAAUUAUGUUGCCCCAGACUACUUGCCCGUGGCUCAUGACGACAUGCCCAACAACCCCACCCACAGGGAUGUGGUGAUCAACGCGUUUGUGUAUGUCCACCAGACCCUGCACCAGGCCAACAGUCGUGUGGCUAAGAGGGGAGGCAGGACCAUGGCCAUCACACCUAGGCAUUACCUGGACUUCAUCAAUCACUUCGCCAAGCUGUACCAUGAGAAGCGGUCAGACCUGGAGGAACAGCAGCUCCAUCUGAACGUGGGUCUGCAGAAGAUCCACGAGACUGUGGAACAGGUGGAGGAGCUGCAGAAGUCCCUGUCUGUGAAGAGGAUAGAGCUGGAGGAGAAGAACACAGCAGCCAAUGCUAAACUCAAACAGAUGGUUAAAGACCAGCAAGAGGCUGAGAGGAAGAAGGUGACCUCCCAGGAGAUUCAAGUGGCCUUGACAGAGCAGACCAAGGUGAUAGCUGAGAAACAGAACUCUGUGAGAGAGGACUUGGCUGGGGUGGAACCUGCUGUUAUUGAGGCACAGAAUGCGGUGAAGUCAAUUAAGAAACAGCAUUUGGUGGAAGUGAAGUCCUUGGCUAACCCACCCACUGCUGUUAAGGUGGCUAUUGAGUCUAUCUGUGUGUUACUGGGAGAGUCUGACUUGGACUGGAAGUCCCUCAGGGGCACCAUUAUGAGGGACAACUUCAUCUCCACCAUUGUCAAUUUUAAGACUGAUGAUGUGACUGAUGAAAUUCGUCAGAAGAUGAAGAACAAGUACCUGAGUAACCCAGACUAUAACUACGAGAAGGUGAACAGGGCCAGUUUAGCCUGUGGACCUAUGGUCAAGUGGGCUAUUGCUCAGAUUAACUACGCUGAGAUGCUGAAGAGGAUUGAGCCGCUGAGGAAUGAGCUGGCUGCCCUGGAGAACCAGGCCAAGGAGAACCGCAUGAAGAACGAUGAGGUGAACAAGGUGGUCAGUGAGCUGGAGAAGAGCAUCGCCAAGUAUAAGGAGGAGUAUGCCGUGCUCAUCAGUCAGGCCCAGGCCAUCAAGGCUGAUCUGGCCGCAGUUGAGGGCAAAGUGGAGCGCAGUGUAGCCUUACUGCAGAGUCUGGGUAAUGAGAAACAGAGAUGGGAAGCUGGCAGUGAGACCUUCAAAAACCAAAUGUCCACCAUCAUCGGAGAUGUCCUUCUGUCUUCUGCUUUCAUGUCUUACGCAGGUUACUUUGACCAACAGAUGAGGCAGAAUCUAUUCGGGACCUGGUCCUCGCAUAUGCAGCAGGCUAACAUCUUGUUCAGGACAGACAUUGCUCGGGUUGAGUACCUGUCUAAUGCUGACGAGAGACUGAGAUGGCAGGCUAACUCUUUACCCACGGACGACCUGUGUACAGAGAACGCCAUCAUGCUGAAGAGGUUCAACCGCUACCCUCUCAUCAUUGACCCCUCCGGUCAGGCCACAGAGUUCAUCCUCAACGAGUACAAGGACAAGAAGAUCUCCAAAACAAGUUUCUUGGACGAUGCAUUCAGAAAGAAUCUGGAGAGCGCCCUGCGAUUUGGUAACCCACUGUUGGUUCAGGAUGUGGAGAGCUAUGACCCAAUCCUGAACCCUGUCCUGAACCGAGAGUUGCGUCGAACUGGAGGUCGUGUCCUCAUCACCCUGGGUGACCAGGAUAUUGACUUGUCACCAUCCUUCACCAUCUUCCUCUCUACAAGGGAUCCAAAUGUGGAGUUCCCUCCAGACAUUUGCUCCCGAGUAACCUUUGUUAACUUCACUGUAACAAGGAGCAGUCUGCAGAGUCAGUGUCUCAACCAGGUGUUGAAGGCUGAAAGACCUGAUGUGGACAAAAAGAGGUCUGACCUUCUCAAACUUCAAGGAGAAUUCCAACUGCGUCUUCGUCAGCUGGAGAAGUCUUUACUGCAGGCCCUGAAUGACACUAAGGGCAAAAUUCUGGAUGAUGACAGUAUCAUCAGCCACCUGGAGACCCUGAAGAAUGAGGCAGCAGAAGUGGCACGUAAGGUAGAGGAGACUGACGUGGUGAUGGGGGAGGUGGAGACUGUGUCCCAGCAGUACGUGCCCCUUGCUCAGUCCUGCAGCAGCAUCUACUUCACCCUCGAUGCUGUCAAACAGGUGCACUUCUUGUACCAGUAUUCCCUGCAGUUUUUCUUGGACAUUUUCCACGCUGUGCUGAAUGAUGAGGCUAAGCUGGCAAAUACAAAGGACCAUACUGCUAGGCUCUCCAUAAUAACAGCCGAUCUGUUUGAGGAAACGUAUUGCCGUGUAGGACGAGGUAUGCUUCACCAGGACAGGAUCACGUUUGCCAUUCAGCUCUGCCGUAUUCACCUGCAAGGUCUAGCCAGUGAGUCUACCUAUGAUGCAGAGUUUAAUCACUUCAUGAGAAGCCAAGAGGGUCUGCUAACAGACAAACCAUCAGGUCAGCUGCCAGGGCUUUCUCCUCAACAACAAGAAGCCCUGAUCAAACUUAAGAACGUUCUGGCCUUCAAAAAUGUGGACAAAAGAACACAGAAUGAUGAGUUCAAAAAGUGGCUGGAUUCAGCAACGCCAGAAAUUGCCAACAUACAGCUGUGGGAUGAAGAAAAACCACUCACGGAGAUUGGUAAGGCUGUACACAGCUUGCUCAGCAUCCAGGCCUUCAGACCAGACAGACUGAUCGCCAUGGCUCGUAUCUUUGUGGAGAAGGUGAUGGGCAUAGGAUUUGUUCAUCUGGGAGAGAGAGAGGUGGACCUGUCCAACAUUGUGGAGAAUGAGAUCAAGUCUAACACUCCAGUGCUGAUGUGCUCUGUACCUGGCUUUGAUGCCAGUGGACGCCUGGAUGACCUGGCCACUGAACUCGGCAAACAGAUCACUUCUAUCGCUAUUGGAUCAGCUGAAGGGUUUACAGAGGCGGACAAGGUGAUCAACUCAUCCAGCAAGUCUGGUCGCUGGGUCAUGCUGAAGAACGUACACCUCGCGCCACAGUGGCUGGUUCAGCUGGAGAAGAAGCUCCACACCCUUACCCCCCACCCAGGAUUUAGACUCUUCCUCACCAUGGAAAUCAACCCAAAGAUCCCCACCAAUCUUCUGCGUGCUGGUCGUAUCUUUGUGUUUGAGCCACCUCCAGGUGUGUCAGCUAAUCUACUGAGGACUUUCAGCACUGUGCCCGCAUCCAGGAUGUGCCGAGCGCCCAAUGAGCGUUCCCGCCUGUACUUCCUGCUGGCCUGGCUACAUGCCAUAGUUCAGGAGAGGAUGCGCUAUGUUCCCCUGGGCUGGUCCAAGAAGUACGAAUUUACAGACUCUGACCUGAGAGUAGCCUGUGACGUGCUGGACACCUGGAUUGACUCUGUGGCUAUGGGCCGCACCAACCUGCCCCCAGAGAAGGUACCCUGGGAUGCUAUGAGAACCCUUCUUGCUCAGUGUAUCUAUGGAGGGAAGAUUGAUAACGAGUUUGAUCAGCGCCUGUUGACUGCCUUUGUGAACAAGUUGUUCACUCCAAAGAGCUUUGAGGGUGACUUUGUCCUGGUGGCUAACAUGGACGGCAAGGAGGGCAAGAAGAUAGUGAUGCCUGAUGGAUUCAGACGUGAGCAGUUCAUCCAGUUUGUGGAGAGCCUAGAUGCUGGCCAGACCCCUUCAUGGCUGGGACUGCCCAACAACGCAGAGAAGGUUCUCCUCACUAAUCUGGGUCAGGAGAUGAUAGGGAAGCUGAUGAAGCUACAGCUGCUGGAGGAGGAAGAUGAUUUGGCCUACAGUAACCAGCAGGCCGAGGACCGGGCCAAGGCCCUGGCUGACGGUCGCCCUGCCUGGAUGAGGGUGCUACAUGCCUCCGUCAGCACCUGGCUCAAGCUUGUACCCAAGUCUGUGAGCUCCAUGAAGAGGACAGUGGAGAGCAUCAAAGACCCGCUGUUCCGCUUCUUUGAGCGUGAGGUGAAUGCUGGAGCCAAGCUGCUGGCGGACGUCAGACAGGACCUCAAUGACAUCAUGUUAGUGUGUAUGGGAGAGAAGAAACCUACCAAUCACCACAGGCUGAUGAUGUCAGACCUGGCCAAAGGUAUCAUCCCAGUGAGUUGGAAGAGGUACAUGGUUCCUAGUGGUAUAACGGUGAUCCAGUGGGUGACAGACUUCAGUGAGAGAGUCAAACAGCUCCAGGUUAUUGUUGCUGCUACCACAUCUGGUGGGGUCAAGGAAUUGAAGAACAUCAACGUGUGGCUAGGAGGUCUGUUCAUCCCCGAGGCUUACAUCACCGCCACCAGACAGUACGUAGCACAGGCUAACAGCUGGUCCCUGGAAGAACUCUAUCUGGAUGUGAUUAUCAGUGACUCUGGCCAGAAAGCAGAUGCCUGCAGCUUUACAGUGUCUGGACUCCGACUGCAGGGUGCCGUGUGUAAGAACAACAAACUGCAGCUGGCCACGGCCAUCUCUACACACCUUCCUGCCACCAUGCUGAAGUGGAUCAAGAUUGAACCUGGUAAAGACCUCAAGCAAGGGAAGGUAACGCUGCCAGUAUACCUGAAUGCCACUAGGGGGCAACAGUUGUUCACCUUGGACUUUGUGACAGAGGGCGUGGGAUCUGGCAAAGACCACAGUUUCUAUGAGAGAGGCGUAGCCCUCAUCUGUUCUGACCUGGGUGGAAGUGCUUAAGUGUUUAUCCAUUCCAGUGUACACAUGCCUAUCUCCUUCACAGAUUUUGAGCUUGAUUGUAAGAAGUACACCUGCUCCAAGUGGACAUUCCUGUCACCCCUCGUGCUUUAUUAUAAAUUAGAGAGUACUGUAUUUCUGUUUCACCCAUUUUCUUUUGUCAGAAAUGUUCUAAAGGUGAUUAACCAGUUGUCUUUUUAACAAGAACAGGUUCUAAACAGCAGGCUUGAUGGAUUAGUUUUCCACUAUAUUAUAUACCUGCGUAUAGUGUUUCUGUAAAUAACUUUCAAUUGAUAAUCUAGCUGGUAACCUGUUUUAAGUAUUUUGUUUGUUUUUUUGGGAUGGGAUGGUGGUGGAAAUCAUUGAGCUGUUAAUGAAGAGACAAGUGUGUCUAGCUGAACAUUGGAUAACCUCCAAUAACACAGGAUAGAAGUCUCUGUUAACGUAAUGGACAUCAAAUUAUCUCCCUUGAUGUUCAUGUCCCUCACAGUAAUACGUCGUCUUCAGACAAGAUUUACAUGUACUGUAUUUAGAAACAAAUUUUUAUUUACUCUUCAGCAAAUUUCUAAAUAUAUGUUAAAUUUUUAAGUAGUUAAAUGGGCAGUGGUAUAUUGGGUAUUUAGUGCAAGCUUUUACCAUUUCAUGAUUGGCUUUCCCAAGUAAUUUCUAUAUCUCGUGAAAUAUAUGUAAUGUAAAACUCAAUAAGGUGUAGUACUGUUUUGGGUUUACUAAUUGGCUCCCAAGAAUAAAGCUUAUGUCUGAAAGAUGGUGUUAUUUUGUGGGGGUUUUUUUUCCUAUGAUCCCAAUUUUUGGAUGGCUAGAACACUGUCUAUAGGAGGAAUCCCCGGACUUGGACAGGGUGUUUGUUGAUUCCCUGCUUUUA
This is a messenger RNA of Liolophura sinensis, 14902 nucleotides long. RefSeq names its product cytoplasmic dynein 1 heavy chain 1-like. The coding region runs from base 82 to 14022 and encodes 4646 amino acids. NCBI's taxonomy places the organism in Eukaryota, Metazoa, Mollusca, Polyplacophora, Chitonida, Chitonidae. Gene Ontology annotation, biological process: microtubule-based movement. The record is from RefSeq and is a predicted model, not a curated record. The transcript has 92 exons. Gene Ontology annotation, molecular function: dynein intermediate chain binding; dynein light intermediate chain binding; minus-end-directed microtubule motor activity. Gene Ontology annotation, cellular component: axonemal dynein complex.